Frieseomelitta varia is the source of this 5029-nucleotide messenger RNA. RefSeq lists its product as uncharacterized. The record is from RefSeq and is a predicted model, not a curated record. Lineage: Eukaryota; Metazoa; Arthropoda; Insecta; Hymenoptera; Apidae. Gene Ontology annotation, cellular component: membrane. Bases 591 to 2969 code for a protein of 792 amino acids. Gene Ontology annotation, molecular function: alpha1-adrenergic receptor activity. The transcript has 6 exons. Gene Ontology annotation, biological process: cell-cell signaling; positive regulation of cytosolic calcium ion concentration; adenylate cyclase-activating adrenergic receptor signaling pathway.
UCGGCCGGCGGCCUUCUCUCGCUCGCGUUUCCUCAGGCAGACUGUUUUCCUUCUUUUCGGGUUCUGCGUUCAUGGCGCCAAUAAAACGGUGAAAUGCACGAUACACUUCUAUCGCGAUUCUCGAACUACACAUCUCGAACUAUCGAUGUAGUAACUUCUCGCGAUCGAUCUCUGCACUGUUGAGACAUAAUGUGACAGUGUAACGUAACGGUUUAACAUAAAAGUUUAGGAGGAAGAAAAAGAGUAAUCUGCCAGUUCUUGAGUAAAAGUCUAUAGCUUUUAGAGUACAGCUUAUUUUUCUACUAUUAACUAGUGAGCAUCGUUUGAAAGCUGACGUACACACAUUUUGACGAUAUGCUUGACUGCGGGGAAAAUUUUGAAAACUUUGGAACAUUAGAGAUUUUGACGAUAUGCUUGACUGCGGGGAAAACUUUGAAAACUUUGGAACAUUAGAGAUUUCUUUUCAUCUUUAUUUCUUCUGUGCAAUACGGUUACUCCUAUUUGGUGGAUUUCAGGAUAAUUUGCUGUGUACACUAUCGAUGACAACGUUCUUCGCAUCUAAUCAAUUGUGUCACGUCUAUUAUACAUGAAUGGUUGGAGACUCGCCGGCCGUCGUUGGAGAAGGAUCGAUUUCAGAUCUAGGAGAUCUAGAAGGAUGGUGGGAUAAUCAUGCUAUAGUGGCCUGGAGUUUCGUUCUUUUUGGCUGCUUUUUGCUAAAUGUCACUCUUCUAUUGGCAUUCCUCAUACGUCCGUCGCUACGGACCAUUUCCAACAGAUUUGUCAUGAAUCUGACCGUGUCAAACUUGUUGGUCUGCGCAAUCAUGAACCCGCUGCUGAUAAUGGACGCUGCUUCAACAUCUUCCAAUUCCUCGAUACUCGACUCUGGAUCUGUGUUAAACAUUUGCUCAAUAUCGGAUGGCGCAAUGGCGAUAGUAACGACAUCCUCGAUCUUCUCGGUGCUGUUAAUCGCAGUGGAUCAAUACUUCGCCGUGGUGGAUCCUCUGCGCUAUCGCGCUCGCGUAGACAAACUGAAAUCUGGAAUCUUAAUCCUCUCCACUUGGAUGGUCUCGAUAGUUUUCGGUUUCCUUGCCUUCUUCAACCCAAAUCCACAAAGCUUCUGGCUCUCCUGCAUCCCCAAAGAAUGGUCCAACUCCUUAAACCUUCCCGCGGAAUCAUCUUUCUCAGUGUUGGGAAAUGGAACGAACAACAGCGAGCUGAACGUCACGUCGGCAAUCCCUGAUAUAGUAGAAACUGUCAGCCUCAACGACAAUAUAGAUCUCAUAGAGAACGCUACUGUGAUCUUCGAUACGCUUAUAGAUGAUACAAUCACUUAUGGCUUUAUCUACGCCAUUAUUUAUAGUAUAUUCGCUUAUUUUGUCCCGUUCGUUGCCAUCUGUUGGAUCUACGUCAGAAUUUACACAGCGGCGCAUAGAAAUUCAGAGAGGGCCAGAAGAAGCGGCUCCAGGCCUAUAUUGUCUUCAGCGAGCCUCACAGAAGAGCAGAAUGGUCCCUCGAGGAUUCAACGUUUGCAGAUAGACGCUGCCGACGACGGUAGAAAAUUACCGAAGAUAUCGAGUUUAUCCUCGAUCGAUGAGACCAGUGAGACUAUGCAACCUACUGGUCAAUUGUCCAGAAGACGUUCCUUUUCCUCUUCCGUAGAUAUCGACGCGACGACCUCCUUGCCCGAGGACAAAACGUCUCCCGGAGUUGUCUUUAUGGUUGGUUUGCAGAGACUUGAAAUCUCCUCCCAGUCUGUAGAAGACGGAGAAGAUCGUAACGACAAUUUGUUGCACAGUAAUUGCAAUUCGGUAAAUGGAGAGGAGGAAGAGAACAAUCGUCAAGAUAUUCAGAACAAAGAAAUGGAACGAUCACCUAGAGAUUUAGAGGAGCACAAAGACGUGAACAAUUGGAUCUCGAGGAAUUUCAUAGACGAGUGCAGCGACGAGUCCAAUGAGGAGGUAGUCCGUUUCGAUUGUUCCGAGAAAAAGUUCUCACCUCUCUGCAACUAUUCUUCGAACGCGUUCCAAGAAUCGCUACGAAUCCCCCCCGAAACCCUCGGGGAGGAAAAUAAUGAAACGAAGGGGAACGGAAUUAGCGAUGAUCAAAGAGAGGAGGAGAACUCGGUAGAGGUGGAAGUCGAGUCGAAGAACCAUAUUUCGAGUCAAGGAGAAUUCGAAACGCAUCAGGCGAGUUCUUCGGAAGUGAGGCUCAAUCGUAGAUUGCCAUCCUUCUUCAAUAAAAGCGUUUCGUCCCAACCGUGUGAAAAUAGUAACAAGACUGAAAAGACCAGCGGUGGCGGCGUCUCAGAUUCGUCCUCGUCAUGUUUGCUGACACCAAUAGUGACGAUAACACCGGCGCCGAGCAGAAACGACAACCUGCAUCGUGUUUCGAGCGUGAGGAGCACCUCGAGCUACAUAAACUCACUAAAGGACAGGAUAAGCAAUGGUUCUAUAUUUAGGCACCGCGAGGAGGCGAGGGCGGCGCGGAUAAGUGCUCUGGUGAUCGUGAUGGGUCUGAUCUGCUGGUCGCCGUACGUAAUAUUGCUGGUAAUGAAGAAUCUACCUCGAUCCACUGACCAACAUCUGCCCCAUAAAUAUGACGUGUUGGCCUCCAGCCUUAUGAUUCUGGCCGCGUACAUCAGCCCGCUGUUGUUCGGUUACAGAUCGAAACGAGUGAAACGCGAGCUAAGACGGUUUUUCUGCUUCAGGAGAGAAUUAUCUUACAAGAACAAUAGAAGCCUGAUGGCGAAAAAGGUGUUGAAACGAAGGCACAGCAGUAAUCUCAGCCACUUCGAGAUGGAUCACAAGUAUAAUAUAUUCAGUUGCGUGUAUGGGAAGAGUCGAUGGCCCAAGGAGAAGGUUCAAUUCGUUCAAGUGCCGGACACUGCGCUGGCCGUGGAAACUUGCAGGAGCAGCUUCUCCAGCGGAGCCAGCACUCAGAUCUCCAGCACCUCGACGGAGGAAUGUUAAGAUAUGUCCAUGAUGUUCCUGACUUUUUAAUCUUCAUAAGCCUUCUUUUUAUAUUGGAGAUAUAAAUAUUUUUUUGUGGAGUACUUAAUGCACGCUCAGACAUUUUUGUUGGUUUUAGACGAGAUAUUUGUCGGUACAAGUGUUGGUUGUAUCGAAUAAUUUGGAAGAAUACGGUUUGGGAGCAAAUGAUAUUUUAAUCAUAAUAAUGAAUUUGAAAAUUGAUUUUUAACUACAGAUAUCUUGACGAUGUUUUAUAAUUGUUGACGAAUUGUUUUAUAAUUUACAUCUUGGGUUGUUGAACAACACAAUAACUGUAUUAAAUUAAUUUUUAUUUAGGGAUAAUUUGAAAGAAGAUUGAGAUUUAUUGCAAGUUAGAUUUUUUCCUUGGAACAAACAGGUCAUUUUAAAGAAAUAUUGAUUGAAUUGAUGUAACGUUGGUUUGUUUGCAUAAAUGAGUACCGUGUGUUAUAAAUUUACACUGUACAUUCAAUUUGUACAGCUAUGAUAUACUGCAACAGUGUGGUGCAGACACAACUUCGAUAUUUUUUUAAAUAAGCUAUAAACAGCAGUUGUGAUAACUGUUUAACACAGAGUUGCAAAAGUAUAUUUUUCACCAAGUUCAAUAUCCUUUACAAACGAAGUUUCAGCAAAAUAACGUCUGAACUUUAUCUCAGAAGAAGAAAGAAAAAUUGAAUUUACUUGAUGAAUAACUUGAUCUUUCAGAAAUUAUUUUCCUAAAGAAAAGAUUGUUAAGAUAAAGUAAAUGUUAAUUUACCCGUGACAAUAGAUGUAUUUAAUUCCUUAAAAAGAUUUAAACUAACAAACUAAUUUUUGAAUGAACUAUUUUAAAGUAUAAGAAACGAGAGGAUAAAUUAUGAUAUGUGUACUAUAAAACAAGCGUGUUAGUGAUUGUAAGUUAAUCAAUAUACACAUAAUCAUACUUGUCAGAGUCGUAUUCGAUUGCUCUGAUAGACGAAAAUAUGUGUAAGACAUAGUUUGUUCCACUAGUUAUUCACACUAUUUUUUCCGUGAGAUAUUUAUAGUAUUAUCUACAUAUACAUAUAUUACGUAAUAGUAAAUUACGUAAGUUAUGGGAUUAAAUUAAGACUACUGUCAACGAGGCUGUACAGAGAAUGUAUAGAUUCUAAUAUCUGUUCAAGCAGCGACACUCGCAUUUUGCGCCAUAUCUGUAAUACAUAUUGAAUCGUUUCACAUUAACAAAACACAGUUGUCAAGUAAAGUUAGACGAUGUACAAAACACUUUAUACCUCUGCUGUGCAUCUAGCAACACUUCAUUACGUAAAAGUUUCAUUACGGCACAUUUUGUUACUGCAAAAUUAUUCACUACACACGUAUUUAUUAUCGAUAGAAAUGAAGACCAUAUAGAGAAAUGUGAUAAGCUUAUGUUUAUUGAUUUUACAGUUUGGUUACCAUCUAGAAAAGCGCUAGGAUCACCGAGUUGUGGAAGUUGAUUUGUCUGAUUAAUCUUGUACAAGGAUUGAUUUUCUUCGACAGUUGUAUUAGGUGUGUGAGAUGCAGAUUGACGUAUGGUUUUUUUUAUUAAAAGUGGUCUACUCUUGCGGAAGUUCGGCUUUGGUAAUUUCGGAAGUUCGGUAAUUGGUAAUUUUCACAGAAUAUGCGACUUAUUAUGUUUUUCUGUCGUGGUCUUUGAAACUUCAAAGAAUUUUCACUCGUAACAUACCUUCAACAUAAGCAACAAUAACGUUUCAUGACAAGUCUUUUGAACCUUGAAGUAAUCAAGGAUGGUUUUCCGACUAUUUUGUACAUUACAAAUAAAGGAGUUUUUUAUUUAUAUUAAAUAAUCUGUACAUAGAGAAAAUGAUUUGAUGACGAAUCUUGGUAUAUAUGUGUUGUGUGUAUAUAUUUUUGAAUCUUGCAUAUCUGUUGUGUACCGCGUAUUAUGCAGCUGGUGCGCCGUGUAGUAUGUGUUUUCAAACGUGUAUUUUUCUAUACUGUCGAGACGCAUAAACAUAUGUAUAAUUCAAUAUAGGCUGUUUUUAAAAUACAAUGACAAAUAAAAAUUCACCUCUGGCUUUAUA